Hibiscus syriacus is the source of this 513-nucleotide messenger RNA. RefSeq lists its product as uncharacterized. Bases 1 to 513 code for a protein of 170 amino acids. The record is from RefSeq and is a predicted model, not a curated record. NCBI's taxonomy places the organism in Eukaryota, Viridiplantae, Streptophyta, Magnoliopsida, Malvales, Malvaceae. The transcript has 2 exons.
AUGGGAGUAUCAGAUCAUCACGUUUCGUCUCUUUGUUGUGAAGUGAGAAUCUUGGAAGGUAAAAACAUAGAGCUGAAGUCCCACGGUAACCUUUUUAUCAGAUACUAUCUUCCUGCAGGAAACAACAAGAGGAUUCAACUGAACACCAAAAUCGGUCAAGUAUCUGAAGAAUCGGUCAAGUACCUGAAGCAACAGACUGUAGUUUUCGAGCUCCGGAGAAAGAAGAAACUGGGGAAAUAUGUGGUUUUGAGCAGAGCUGAAAUGCCAUUGGAAGUUGUAUUCGAAUCACCAAAUAUGGAGAUUGAUGAAUAUUGGCUUGCCAUGGUUUCGAUGAAUGAUGGGGCUCUUGAAACUGGCCUCAAGCCUCCUUCAAUACGUUUAUCAAUGAAAAUGGAGAAGAAUGAGAGAAAACGGAGGUUGAAGAACCAUUGGGAAGGGUGUGUGAUAGGUCCCAACCAGUACAAGCACAACAACCACAAGAAAGUAUUAUCUUUGGGUAAGAAUGAACCAUAA